UUUUAUUAUAUAAUUAUGACGGUCUUAUCAUCAGUGCAGGCUGGCGACUUGACAUUGACCGCCGCUGUCAGCCGCUAUCGUUGACAGCCACUGGCACAGCUGACACCGUGUAAUCGUGUUUCGAAUCGUUCUCUGAAUCAUUCCGGCAGGAAAUACGCGACGCAAUAUAAUCGCCUUCGCGCGUUCCUCGGGAUAUCUGUGCGCGGCGCAUAUCUCGCACGAGAAAAACGCGCGCGUUCUCGCAGCCAUGGUCCGCGCUGUCGAGUUUCUCUCGCUGACUCUCGCGGAAUCGGUGAGACCCGUCGUAUGAGGUUAUGUCGCGGAAAAUGAUCCGGAGCGACGUGUCCUGCAGAUUCGUCACGGUGCUCGCGGUGAUACUCGAAAUCUCGGCCACCAAGCAUUGGUACGUCACGGAAAAUGGGAGAAUUCAGCCGCAGCACGACAGCGUCUUCGAUAUGCGUCGACCGUACGACCUCUUGGGGUUUCUGGAGCAGGAAAAACGCAGGGAGACGGCCGAUGCCAUAUACAAAAAGAUCUCGAGGAAGGAAGUGUCCAUUGACAAUCAGUUUGUCGGUCUAGGCAUGGCCGAUGCGGAAAACUCGAACUCGGACUGUUUCUCGUGGGACAAGUCGUUGACCGACGUCGACGUGCACGCCAGUAUAGUAAUCGAUUACAGGCUUAAAGAUGGGAUAGACCAAACUGAUUAUCUGUUAUAUAAUGUGGUGGCCAGCAGUAAACAAACAGUUCCAGAUUGUCGGGGAACGUUUCCAUUAGAUUUCAGCAUAUAUACGUUUGAACAUCUUAAAGCGAUGCAGAACCGAAAGAAUCUUACACAGCACGAGGAACUCGGCUUAAUGAGAUACCUACCGUGGAACACCGAUCUCAAUCAGUUCGGUCAUCAACUCGCUUAUAGCUUGUCUCGCAACAGCACCUCCUGGGUAUACCUGAAUCUAGCGUCGAUUUAUUGGCGAAUCAGGGGAAACGCUUACAAUGCUUUAGAGUGCAGCCGUAGAGCGAUCGUGCGCGCUCCAAGGCAAUAUCGUGAUAUCCCUCUCCUGACUACCGCCGGCAUUUUACACGCUGCGAGAUAUUCCGGCGAGGCCGCGAUUAUUUUGCACGCGGCGAUAGAUCACAAUCCAACAGAGAGCCAUCACCAUCUGGCGCUGGGCCACGUUUACACGUCCCUCGGCGACUUCGAUCGGUCUGCGGCGUGCUACGAUAACUGCCUGAGGCUGGCGCCCGACACGAUAGAGGCCAAACAGAUGAAGUACGCCAUACUGUGCCAUCGUUUCUUGGAAACGUCUUUGCUAUUGUUUGAUCAGCGCCUGCGGAACGUGUUGACGGAGAUACAUGCGUAUCACGACUGGAAGGAGGAGUGGUUCAAGCUCUACGAGCAUAUGCUCUGGGAGCAAAAUAUUAAAUCUGCUACCAGAGAGAUUAAGCUCGCUUUCGCGCGAGAACAGAAUCUGCAUUUGCUCGCGAUAAAUCCGGUUGAAAGGUCGAUUCAUCAUAUCGAUAACAACAUUGUGUUGUCUUACAUGGAUUUAGGAGACAGGAAGAAAAUAGCUGAGAACAUGUUGCAGAAUGUUCACGUUAGUCUCCACCUGUUGAAAAAUCUGCAGAAACAAGUGAAGGAGCGUAGUAAUCGCAUUUCAAAAGACGUAAUCAUGGAAUUAAAUGUGGAGUACAAUAAUUUAUUUGCAUCGCCAACGAAGAGUCCAAAAUAUCAUAAUGUGGAAAUCAAGAAAGGAAAUGAAGAUUUCGAAGCUGACGAUUGGCCAAAGAUAUCCGACUGUGAUAGUUCUAUGCUAAUGUUUGGAGAUGGAAAGCAAUAUUUACCUAUUUAUUUAUCACCUGAGAACAAAGGCUACGCAACACAUUUAUUCGUGAAUGAAUUGAUUGACAUAGAACCAUGGAAGAGGCAUCCGUUGCCGUGGCAUCCGCCGUUAUGCCAAUCACCUAAAUUGUUUAAUGAAAGAUAUAUUACGCAUAUGUUGCUGGAUGCAACGGUGCAACAGCAUUCGCCGGACAUUUCUCUGAAAUCAUUUCUACACAAUUUGGUUCACACCGCGGACUUGGCGGAAAUUGGUCAGAGAAUUUUGACGGCAACUGAAGCGAAAGUAGCAGCUCCAUGGGUAUUGUCUAUGCUUGCAUCUUUACAUUGGAGAAUAGUAGGAAAACCUCGUUUAGCCUUGGAUUGCCUUCAAUUAGCAUUGGAAAAUGUUCCUAAAGAAUUUAAGGACGUACCUUUAGUUAGUAUAGCUUCGAUACACCAUAAAGUAGGUUUAAUCGACGAUGCUUUAAGAAUUACGGACAAAGCUUUACAAAUUAAUGCUGUGGAGCCGAUGACUAAUUUUUUGUUUGGUAUAUUAUUGAAUAUAAAAGGAAAUUACACAGGAGCUAUACAUUAUUUGAAACAAGCGUUAAGGGUGGAUUCACAUUUACAUGAUGGUAGGGCAUUAAUGUUAUUGAAAACAUUAGCCUGUCGCGAAAAAUUUAAUGUUAUUACGGGUAAUUGUCCAGGCUGUGAAGAACAAAGAAUUAAUUUACACAAACACUCUACGAACCUGCCUUCUGUAUUACUUACUAAGUAUAAUUUGCGAGCAAGUGAUACGAUUUUGCGAAAACGACAAAUCAAGAAUUGUAAACAUAUCAAGUAUGUUUCAACAAAGACAGAAGAGACAGGAAUGAAUUGUUGGAGUAAUCACAAAAUCGGAUUAUUGGACGUGUCGUACUACAGUAAGAAAGAACAUGUGCGUCAAGGUCUUAUACAUUCAUUAUUACUUCCCAAUAGUGCAACUAAACUACAUGACCCACAUGUGCAUAUGACCAGAAUUUCAGAUAACGACAUGCUACGUGCGUACACCGAUUUUGAUAAGAUGCCCGAGAAUCAAAAAGAGUCAUAUUAUCCAAGUAAGGAUGAAUGCGAUGAUCUCAAGUAUGAAGACUGGGCUGCUUCUCUAUUCGUAUUUCAUAAAUUUAUACGACGAAAUGUCACCAUCGAAGAUGAGAUCGAAUCGUUGGACGAUGAUAUUCCGAAUUUGCAGCCAAUAUGUAAUAAGGGUAAUUCCGAAAUGAGUCGCGUUACCGAGGUGGUGCAAUUCUCGCAGUUGCUGCAAUACAAAGCCGAGCUCGAUAUGGCCGAGUGGCUGAUGAUGAUGACCGGAAUGCAGAACGACACUCUGCAAGGACUCGGGACCAAAAUCGCGUUUGCUUUGCAAAAGCAUUACGCUUCUUGGACCCUGGCGAUAGCCGCAUCGUUUUACUGGCGCGUGGCAGGCGACAGUCGUAAGGCGCUGGAUUGUAUGUGGCAAAGCCUAGAGAACACUCCGAAGGAUAAGCAGGACAUACUUCUCGUGAACCUGGCGUCUUUACUUAGCUCGCAGAAUUAUUUCCACGAGGCCCUCGAAAUUGCUCAGAUAGCGCUCUCAAUUGGUCCGGAUUUCAUAAUUAAUCAUUACGUUGUCGCUAAUCUUCAUGCCGCUUUGGGUGACUUCGAGACUGCUGCAAGUUUCUACAGAUCUUCACUUGAUCUCGAUCCGAAUUUCGAGCCGGCUAUUACGAGGUUGCGAGUGAUACUAUGUUUCUUGUUGUUUGACGAUAAAAAAUUCGCAAUGAGCGAGAUACUGCGGAAUAUUUUGUAAAGUUAUCUUUUGCAAAAUCGUUAAUGCAAAGUAAUUUGACGAAAGUGCCUUUUUACAUUAUUGAUAUAAAACAUGAGAAGGAAUACAUACGUUACAGUAUUAAAAACAAUGAAAAGGCGAUUGUCAUAGGGUACAUUAUUAUGUGUAUUGCAAUAUAUAAUUUUAAAACAAAAAGAAUAAUUAGAUAAUAACAAAUUGUUAAAUUUUACUGAAUUUUAUAAUCGAAUAAGAUAUUUUCACGUCGAACUUCUAAGUUCAGCAUUGGCAUUUUGGAAUAUUUAGAGUUGAUAAAGAAAAAUUUUAGAGCACGUUUUUAGAUGUAUUUAAUUACCUGUUAUAGAUAUUAUUAUUUAUUCUCAUAAAUGUGAUAACUCCUUGUUGUAUUAGUGAUUAUGAAGCAAUACAUCAUUGAAAUAUAAAAAGCAUUGAAUAAAAGUGAAUUUUGCUAUGAUCUUGA
Wasmannia auropunctata (little fire ant) is the source of this 4101-nucleotide messenger RNA. RefSeq names its product tetratricopeptide repeat protein 17. The coding region runs from base 315 to 3644 and encodes 1109 amino acids. The transcript has 16 exons. Gene Ontology annotation, molecular function: protein binding. Lineage: Eukaryota; Metazoa; Arthropoda; Insecta; Hymenoptera; Formicidae. Gene Ontology annotation, biological process: actin filament polymerization. The record is from RefSeq and is a predicted model, not a curated record. Gene Ontology annotation, cellular component: actin cytoskeleton; cytoplasm.